UUGGGAACUUGGGAUUAGUAUACUAUAAACUGCUCUCGACUAUCACCAGCUCUCAGUUUCGCCACACUAACGCUGGUCGAAAGCGGAAGAGGAUAAACUCUUCUCCUGUAACCAAAAAAAAUGGCUUCUUCGUCUUCUUAUUACUCACCAUUAUCUGCACUCUUCGACGUUUCCAAACCCAAUCCAUCUCUAAACCCCGCGGCUUUCCUCGCUCCUUCCUUGAAAUUCUCCACCGCCAUAUCGAAUUUCGCGAAUCUGAGUAAUGGGCUCUCUCUAAAAUCUCCGGUUAAUCCUGGGUUUCUCUUCAAGUCCCGAACUUUCAAUGUUCAAGCUCGAGCUGCUGCUGAGAAGACCGUUCACGAAUUCACCGUAAAGGACAUUGAUGGUAAUGAUGUUUCUUUGAACAAGUAUAAGGGGAAAGUUAUGUUGAUCGUCAAUGUCGCUUCAAGAUGUGGUUUGACAUCAUCAAAUUACUCAGAGCUUUCACAUCUGUAUGAGAAAUACAAGAGCCAAGGAUUUGAGAUUCUAGCAUUCCCCUGCAAUCAGUUCGGUGGCCAAGAGCCCGGUUCAAACCCUGAGAUCAAACAGUUUGCUUGCACCCGGUUUAAAGCAGAGUUCCCUAUAUUUGAUAAGGUCGAUGUGAAUGGACCGAGCACAGCACCAAUCUACCAGUUCUUGAAAUCAAACGCAGGAGGAUUCUUGGGUGAUCUCAUUAAAUGGAACUUUGAGAAGUUCUUGAUUGAUAAAAAGGGAAAGGUCGUUGAAAGGUACCCUCCCACCACAUCCCCUUUCCAAAUCGAGAAGGACAUCAAGAAGUUGCUUGCUGCUUAAUAACCUCUGCUCAUGAGAGACCACACAGACUGAUUGUAAAAUAUUCAGUACUUGAAACUCGGUUUUGCUGGUUAUGGUUUGUAUACAUUGUAACGAUAUAUAUUUUAUUACAAUGCUAAGUAUGAUAAUAAGUUUUCAAAGUUGAUAUAUU
This is a messenger RNA of Brassica oleracea var. oleracea, 982 nucleotides long. Its product is annotated as phospholipid hydroperoxide glutathione peroxidase 1, chloroplastic. Gene Ontology annotation, molecular function: glutathione peroxidase activity. The record is from RefSeq and is a predicted model, not a curated record. The transcript is spliced from 6 exons. Gene Ontology annotation, biological process: response to oxidative stress. Lineage: Eukaryota; Viridiplantae; Streptophyta; Magnoliopsida; Brassicales; Brassicaceae. Bases 121 to 831 code for a protein of 236 amino acids.